AACGUCCUGAGGGACAAAAAUCGGAGAACGAGGCGUCAGUCGAGUUGCUAAUUGUCAGUAGGCUUUGGACCAACAUUUGACACGCUUCCCGCUCUCUUGUUUUGCCAGUAAUGGCAAAAUUCUUACUCACGCCAAAGUAUUGAACUAAAAAUUAUCAUUCCUAGCUCAGUAAUUCAGGCAAUAGACGACGGCCGCACAGUUUCACAGCAUACAAAAUGGACUGUUAAUUCAAGAUUGGGAACGCCGUUACAUUUCGCGAGAUAUGGAGCAACUCUAUAACGAUCCCAAUGAAAAACACGCAUUCUCAAUAUUUCUGGAAGUUUAUAAGGUCAAUCCCGGUUCCUAGAAAUAAAAUGAAUGUCACUAUGGACGAUCAAUCGAAUGGCGAAAGUCGGUCCAGCCUCGACGUGGACCGCAAUGUUUCACUGACAGACGUCUUUCCCUUCUGCGAUCAAUUGGACAAAUUUAUCAAGUACAUUUUGAGCGUCAGAGAUCUGAAUUUUCUUACUUACGAAUACCCCAACAUUCUAAGAAAUCGGUUGGAGAGCAGCGUGAGCGAGCUGCAAAGCAUACUUGCGGAAGUUAAAGAGGCUGUGGCUAACGUGGAAAAGCUAAAGGCGCAAAGAAAAUCGGUUAGGAAAGAAAAAAUCACAGUGAAGAAGAUCUUGAAAAGAUUGCGGGAUGACGAGAUACGGGAAAUGGAAUGUACUAUAGCGCUGUACGAUAAGCCGAUGUUUUCGCGUUGGGAAAGUGUGAAGAAUAACCAGAAACCAGAAAUAUUGGAGGGAAUACUGACGGACGUAAAAGUAAACGAAAGAAAUUUCCGCCACCUCUAUAAUGAGCAUGUGAAUCGGGGGGGACAUGAGGGUCUAAAAAAACGUUCCCUUUGUCACCAGAAUAAACAGCACGCGUUGGAGAACCUGAGCGUCCUGGUAACGCGAAAACUUAACCAGACGCAAGCUUUUCACCCCCUGAGUGGUGUUAACGAGGCUGAUAAACGUCCAAAAGAGAAGACAAUUAUUCCACUUCCAUUUCCCUCCUUCUGCGCGCCGCCUCCACCCCCAUCGAGGCCUCCACCUCCGCCUCCGCCGCUGCCACCACCGCUUUCCGCACCGGGUCCUGUGGCACCAUUCGUGGCGCCACACCUGCCGAAGAGAUCGCACGCGCAACGUUUGUCGAUCCAAAGACGUCGCCGACUCGAGAGGCGGGAUGAGAAUCUGGAGAGAAGAUGCGUCGUUGCCGGGAACGUCGAGGACCUGUCCUUGGUACCCCUGACCAUCGGCGAACUACCGAGGUGCACCUUGGCUUCUAAUUUAUACCCGGCGACUCUGUUGGGAGCCGCGAGCAGUUCGAAUCACGACAUUUUAUCUCCAAUUAGCGGGCCGAGCACUGCCGCCAGAAACGAAGUACACGAAGUUACUCUGCUGAAUAAUAACGUGGACAACAACGGAGCUGGCGGGCUGAGCUUCGAGUUCCAUAACGAAAUGCGAACGGUUUUGCAAGCUCUUUUUGGAGAACUUCGAUCAGCCGCAACCCUUCCUACUUCCGAUAGUACCUUAGGCAACGCUGAGGAUGCCGAGAACGCGUCGGACGACAUGCGAGAAAUUGAAUUAUACAUCCUGAGAAAAAAUCAAUGACAAGCGGUGUUUCCGUGAAUUCUUGGAACUUGGGGAAAAUGGAAUGAGAGUAGAGAAAAUAAAUGGAAGAAGAUAUAAUGGAGAAAGGUCACGCUUGCCUGUCGUUUAAAUAAAAUAAAAAAUCAGUACUCACCGCCUC
Neodiprion virginianus is the source of this 1776-nucleotide messenger RNA. Its product is annotated as arp2/3 complex-activating protein rickA-like. The record is from RefSeq and is a predicted model, not a curated record. NCBI's taxonomy places the organism in Eukaryota, Metazoa, Arthropoda, Insecta, Hymenoptera, Diprionidae. The coding region runs from base 288 to 1637 and encodes 449 amino acids. The transcript is spliced from 6 exons.